Auanema sp. JU1783 is the source of this 717-nucleotide messenger RNA. The record is from the annotation of a GenBank genome assembly. NCBI's taxonomy places the organism in Eukaryota, Metazoa, Nematoda, Chromadorea, Rhabditida, Rhabditidae.
AUGGGGCGAGCCGUUGUGCGUCUCAAUGUAUACGAUAUGUAUUGGCUCAAUGAUUACGCGGCUAACAUAGGAUUUGGAAUCUUUCACUCAGGAAUAGAAAUUUAUGGCGUUGAAUAUGCUUAUGGUGGACAUCCAUAUAAUUUUUCCGGUAUCUUCGAGAACACUCCUCAAGAUGCUGAAGAACUAGGAGAGAAUUUCAAGUUCAAGGAAUCGAUAUAUCUUGGAGAGACGGAUUUUUCAACCAAUGAUGUGAGGGAGUUGAUCAAAGCUGUUGGGAAAGAUUAUAGAGGGGAUAGAUACCAUUUGAUGAAUAGGAAUUGUAAUCAUUUUAGCUCUGUUUUAGCUAAGACUCUCACUGGAAUUGAUAUUCCAAAUUGGGUAAAUAGACUUGCAACGAUUAGUGGCUCAAUCCCCUUCCUGGAAAAGUGUUUGCCUCAAGAAUGGCUAACUCCUGUGGCUCUUCAACAAUCUAUCAACCAUCCAUCGCCAGCAUCUUCGUUACCAAGACGUGGGUCUGUCGAAUCCGCUGAGGAAGCCACUGAACAUUUAGGAAGUCGUUUAAAUGAUUCUCGAAUCACUGUUCUCUCCGGGGUUGCUGGUGAUUUGUCAUCUUCAUCGUCAACGACAUCAUCAGACGAUGGUCAGGGCUCUCCAUCAUCAUAUUUGAAGUUCUGGCAUCAUAUUAAGAAUACGGUUGUAGAUGGAAUUCGACAAUAG